UUUUGGAAAACCAUGCUACGUUUUUGCCAUGAGAACCUGCUGUGCUUAUGUAUUCUCUGACACCUUCUUGAUGAAGAGGAGGACCUUCUUACUGUUAUUGAUGGGCGGUUUAAAUGAAACUGGUUGGAGGACAUGAAAAUAAAAGUUGCAAUGUGUCUUGCCAUAUCUUGGGUCAGACUGAUGCUGUUAGAUGUUCCAGUUGACUCAUCGCUUCAACUUCACUUCAACAUGAAACAUGCCAGAAGAUCCUUGGUCCAGUAUGUUCCUAUUGGGCUUAGUCUCCUUCUUGGAAGAACCCUUUCAUGGCUCCUCCUCAGGGGAGAAGCGGUGCGAGCGAUUCCCAUCCUCUGAAGGCCAGAAACUGUGAAAUGUCGUCUCCGAGACAUCUCGUUGAGUCUGCCAAGUGUCUUUAAAAAGCUCAGCGAUCAGCAGCCGCUAGCUGAGCAGAUGAGCUGUCUCACCUGGGUUCGUAGGAGAAUAAAGAAAUGAAAGCGGCUCCAACAGCAGCUCUCAGCGGACCUAUUUGUCACAGCAAAUUAGAGCGGGCCCUCGGCAGCCCACUCAAAAACACGCACACACCCGCUCCCACGCUCACACCGUGCGUGAGAGGUUCCACGACAGCUCUGGCGAGCGCACCGCGCCUCCUCCCCGACAUCAGGCUCCUCGGUUCGGUCAGAGCUCCUGCAGCUGCUCCGCCAGUCAAUCAGAGCGCGUCCAUGUGAGCGUGCGCAGUUGCACCCAAACUGUGACUCCCCUCCUCCUCAGGUCAUGUGACUGUGGAAAAGCGUCCCAUUAAUGAAGCUCCUCUCCUGUCAGCGCCUUCAGCCGCAGGAGGAGCCGCGUACGGAGCUGAGCACGGAGCAGUGAGGUGGACAUGGAGGAGGAGGCAGCCGCGUAGCGCAGCGCAGCAGCGGGCGGAGAGAGGACGGGACCCCGCGCAGCACCUGUUGGUGACUCGUAGGGAGGAGCUGAGGUGGAGGGCAGGAGGAGAGAAAAAGAGAAGAAGGACCUCUGCUAUUGCUUUAACUUUUCUUGAAACUAAAUUUGGAGUUUUGAGUUCCGAGCUCAAACGGAACCAUGCGCACCAACCUGCAGCCCAGUGUGCUGCUGUGUGUAAACACGCAGUGAGAAGCUGCAGGUGUUUGUGAAACUUUACAGAUACUGAGACUGAAGUUAUUCCGUUCUGUUUCGGUUCAGCUCGGCUCGGAACAAUGCCUCGGCCCGGGAGGAACACCUACAGCGACCAGAAGCCUCCGUACUCCUACAUCUCCCUGACGGCCAUGGCCAUCCAGAGCUGCCCGGAGAAGAUGCUGCCCCUCAGUGAGAUCUACAAGUUCAUAAUGGACCGGUUCCCCUACUACCGGGAGAACACGCAGCGCUGGCAGAACUCCCUGCGCCACAACCUCUCCUUCAACGACUGCUUCAUCAAGAUCCCCCGCAGGCCGGAUCAGCCCGGAAAGGGCAGCUUCUGGGCCCUGCACCCGAACUGCGGAGACAUGUUCGAGAACGGCAGCUUUCUGCGACGCAGGAAGCGAUUUAAGGUAGGCGGUGUGCAGGUGACGGACCCGCUGGGCCCCAGCAAGCCGCAGGACGCCGCGCACUACCUGCAGCAGCAGGCCAAGCUGCGGCUGAGCGCGCUGCAUGCCGCCGCGCACCUCCCGCAGGUCCCGGCCGGGUACAGCCUGAGCUCCGUCACGCAGCCGUCAGGCUUCAAACACCCGUUCGCCAUCGAGAACAUCAUCGCCAGAGAGUACAAGGUUCCGGGCGGACUGACUGCCUUCCCAACCGCCGGAUACCCGCUGCACAACCAGCUGAGCCCGGCCUGGCCACACAUGUACGGGUCGGGCGUGAUGGACCCUGCCGCCCCCAUCUCCAUGUCCCCCGGGGACUACUCAGCUUACGGCAUGCCGUUGAAGACCCUCUGUCACAGCGGCCAGACUCUGCCCGCCAUCCCGGUGCCCAUCAAACCCGCACCCGGCCUGCCCGCACAUAUCCCGGCCUUUCUGGCCCACUCCCCGCGGUCCCUGAGCCCGACCUCCCCGCAAACAGCCACCGGUCAGAGCAGCCCUGCCGGCCCCGCAGAGGCGCUGCAGUCCGCGGUGGCAGUGCACUGAUCACCCCCGCAGGAAGCGCGGUGCAUGGAAAGCUACGAUGUUUCUUUGUGUUACUGAGACCUUUGACCUCCGGCAGAGCCCAGUUCGGAGCUGAAGGUUCGAUGGAUCCUGCAGAGACACGAAGGAAACCGGACUUGAUAUUUUUCUGUCUCACUUUGUCAGAACUGAAGAGAAAAGUUCAAUUAAACCAAAUAUUUCACCUUUUUUCCUUUAGUUUGUGUCUAAUGACUGAUGAGAAAAACUGGAUCUUCAUGUCGAAGCAGAGAACAGUUCUACCAACCAGAACACCGUGAUGGACCGCUUAGAGAAGAACUGAGGAGCUGGAGGCCUCGCUGGUCCUGUGUGUGUGUGUGUGUGUGUGUGUGUGUGUGUGUGUGUGUGUGUGUGUGUCUGCAUGCCGCCGUGUGAACAGUGUUUCUGAUGCAUAAAACGCAUGAAGACUAAAAGGUGUCUCCAGAAAAACAGGAAAUAACUGCAACUGCUCUGUUUGCUUUAUUCUCUCCAAUUUCUGCUUUCCUCAAACUUGUCAUCUGUGUAAAAUUUAAAGAACAUAUUUAAAAUAAGUUUAAUUUA
Molecule: messenger RNA, 2687 nt
Organism: Girardinichthys multiradiatus
Lineage: Eukaryota; Metazoa; Chordata; Actinopteri; Cyprinodontiformes; Goodeidae
Product: forkhead box protein B1-like
Exons: 3
Coding region: 1212-2114 (300 amino acids)
Biological process (GO): anatomical structure morphogenesis; regulation of transcription by RNA polymerase II; cell differentiation
Molecular function (GO): DNA-binding transcription factor activity, RNA polymerase II-specific; RNA polymerase II cis-regulatory region sequence-specific DNA binding
Source: RefSeq, a predicted model, not a curated record